AUUCAUAUGAACGGUAGAUCUGAUUCUGAUAAGUGGGACACACUUAAAGACUUGUUGGAUGGUAUUUUCAGUGGCUGUGGGGGUAAAGGUGAUGUAAAUAAAGAUUCUGAAGUUAACCUUGGACCUACCAAAAGACCAAGGACGACUAAGCGCGAUACUUACAACAAUUGUAUCGGGAGUAUUCAUAUGGAACCAGUCACCAACAAUUAUAACGGCCUUGUUCCCAAACAUUCAAAAUAUUAAGAGACAGAAUUGCCAA
Moneuplotes crassus is the source of this 259-nucleotide messenger RNA. Lineage: Eukaryota; Ciliophora; Spirotrichea; Euplotida; Euplotidae. The record is from the annotation of a GenBank genome assembly.